CCCAAGGCUCCGUUAUCCUUUUAUCUGACUAGUCCUCGAGAAUCCCUCUUAACUAUCCUCAACAAGACACUCAGCAGCUCUCAAAAGCCCGGGAUGAAAACGCCGAUGAUCCGUAAUCGAUUGAAUUGGAUUCUAGGCUUAUUUCUG
Nannochloropsis gaditana CCMP526 is the source of this 147-nucleotide messenger RNA. RefSeq lists its product as uncharacterized. The transcript is spliced from 2 exons. The record is from RefSeq and is a predicted model, not a curated record. The annotation marks the transcript as partial.